Notothenia coriiceps (black rockcod) is the source of this 512-nucleotide messenger RNA. RefSeq names its product piezo-type mechanosensitive ion channel component 2-like. The coding region runs from base 30 to 512 and encodes 160 amino acids. Gene Ontology annotation, cellular component: membrane. Lineage: Eukaryota; Metazoa; Chordata; Actinopteri; Perciformes; Nototheniidae. Gene Ontology annotation, molecular function: mechanosensitive monoatomic ion channel activity. The transcript is spliced from 3 exons. The record is from RefSeq and is a predicted model, not a curated record.
AGUCUGAGGAGGGAGGGGAGCAGGACAUCAUGCACGUUCUGGGCAGCAUGGUCAUGGCUCUGCUGAUCAAAUACUGGAUCUACAUCUGCGGGGGAAUGUUCUUCUUAGUCAGCUUCGAGGGAACCAUCGUCAUGUACAAGAUCAUCUACAUGAUGAUGUUCCUCUCCUGCGUGGCGCUCUACCAGGUGCACUAUGAGUGGUGGCGGAGGAUCCUGAAGUACUUCUGGAUGUCGGUGGUGAUAUACACCAUGCUCGUCCUCACACUGGUCUACACCUUCCAGUUCAACAUCUCCCUGCCUUUCUGGACUGAUCGGCUGGGAGUGAAUAAACAACACUUGAAGGACCUCGGCCUUGAGCAGUUCGAACUUACCGUUCUGUUCACCAGGAUUUUUACUCCCACGUCCUUCCUGCUGGUGUGUAUUCUCCACAUGCACUACUUCCACGACCGCUUCCUGCAGCUCACAGACCUCCAGGCUGUCUUGGCUAAAGAGGAGAGCACGAUCUACAGGUGA